CCCGCCUCCAUCCCACGCUCCGGCCCCUGCUCAUCCACCUCCCUCCGCCCUGGCCCCGGCUCCAGCUCAGUCCCAGGGCCCGGGCCUCAUGGCUCAGAUGGCUACCACGGCGGCUGGGGUGGCGGUAGGUUCGGCUGUGGGUCACGUGGUUGGCAGCGCCAUCACAGGAGCGUUUAGUGGCGGCAGCAGCAGCAGUUCAGAGCCAGCGAAGCCUACAUACCAGGAGCCCCCCCGGCCCGCUCCGGCCCAGCCGGGGCCCUGUCACUUUGAGGUCAAACAGUUCCUGGACUGCGCCACCAACUCCAGUGACCUGAGUUUAUGUGAGGGCUUCAACGAGGCGCUCAAACAGUGCAAGUACUCCCACGGUGAGUCCCUGAAGCCGCAUUAUACAGCACUACUGAAACAAGCCAUGAACAACUUAUGAG
Plectropomus leopardus (leopard coralgrouper) is the source of this 425-nucleotide messenger RNA. The record is from RefSeq and is a predicted model, not a curated record. Lineage: Eukaryota; Metazoa; Chordata; Actinopteri; Perciformes; Serranidae.